AUGACGGUUGAGACAGACCAGUACAACGCGACGCGCCGCAUAGCCGGCGCGGUGUCGAACCAGGCGUCGAUAGAUCAGCUGGGCCAUGAAGUGUCCGAGUCGUCGCUCUUAAACGACGGCAGCGCAGGCUUUGUACAGCUGUUCAAAGAGAGCUCCGUCGAAGAGAUCCAUGUCAUGGCAUUUCUGCAGAUGAUGCUGGUGUCAGAAAAACUGGACGAGUACUUCCGUGUCUGGAUCAAUCACGUGGACAGGUAUCCAAGUAGCACAAACCUGGUGGCCUGGGACUGUCUGCAUAAAACUCUGGCCAGGCUGGCAGCCGAGAAGUUUGCCAAUGUGACCACCAAACAGCAAUUCGACUCGGUUUUUGCGAAACUUGCGGGAGAUAGUACGUUGACCACAUUUGGUGCCAUGGUCCAGCACUUGCUCGCCUUCAGAGUGCUGGGAGAUUCCAACGAAGUCAAGUCUUCGUUCGAACACACCGUCAUGAGUCGGCUGUCCAAGCUAAGUUUCCCCAAAGCUACCGAGUCGAACCACGAAAUUGACCUGCUCAUAGAUACCGUCAUUUUCAUUUACCAAUACCACCGCCAGGACUUUCCUGUGGACACAAUCAUUGAACAAGGUCUGCGCAAGUCCUACCAGAACAUACCACUGAUGAAGUUGUGGUGUCUGGCAUCUAUACAGAAAAACGACAUAGAUACGCUUGUGCCAGCCUACAGAGUGUAUCUGGGCUACAACCAUGAGCGGACAGUGCAGAAUUUUGGCGGCCACAUUGAUAUUUUCGAAACCAUAGAUCUUUCGAGCAGUGUGUUGGGAUAUCUCGUCUCAACCAAGCUGCAGCGCAACUUAUACGACCAGGUGGUCGUCUGGUACAACGACCUUCGAAACAUGGUGGAAAAGGACCUUAUAGAGAUGUUAGGAGAGGGACCAUAUACUGUGCUGCUGACUCGCAAAUUGGCCUUAAUCUGGUACAUGCUCGGUAAAAUCUCACAGCAGCUGUGCCACACCAACACAGUGACCAAGGAAAUACUGGACUCGCGGCUCAGCAACACGCUGAAAUAUUUUGAGCAUGCCGUUCAGCUUGUUCAGAGUCUGCCAGCACACCAGCCCAACGAUACACAGAUAGGCCGGUGGUAUUUCGAUUACUCUUUCUCACUGAUCAAAAUGGGCAGACUGAAAGAUGCCAUCAAGAACCUCAAAAUUGCAAUCAAACACGACCCGGAUAAUAUCCAGUAUCUCAACAUGAUCACUCUAGUGUAUUCAGCUACGGAGGAAAAUUUGGAUAAAGCGCUGAAAAUCAGCUCUGAGGUGAUACUCAACUUAAAAUCACAACUUGCCGAGACGGACCCUGCCGAAUUGAGCAGCUCGCGCAAAUGGGACAUUCUGCAGAUGUUCAUGACCUACAUCACGCUCGUGGGGGCCGAUCAGGACACGUUCGAGGCGGUUGAGUGCAUGCCUAUGUUUUUUGAGGUUGUUCAUCAGCUGUUUGGGUCAGAGAUCAGCCCGGGCGACUCCGCAGCCGUCGAGGAGGUUUCCGAGAAGGUGUCUGAAAACGGCAAGAAAAACAUCCUCCGCAAAAUCAAGUCUGGUCGAGGAAAAAAACCGGCUACCGUGCGCGUGACUAACAAUUUGAACUCGCAGGAAACCAAAAUGGUGCACGAUAUUUGGCUGUGGACGUCCAAACUCUUUGAAAAACAGGACAUGGUGGAUGACGCAGAGGGCAGCGUGGCAGAGGCGGUCUCUGUGCAAUCUGAGACGUAUCUCACACAUGCUCGGCUGGGCCAGCUGUACAUUGGGCUGAACAACAAGCGAGCUCUUCAGGAGCUGGAGGCAUCGCUGGACCUGAAGGAGGACGGCAAUGUGGAGGGUAUUUUGGGUUUUUCGAACCUAGUUCUUUUUGCGAACGACAAUUCGGUGUUUAUUAGCGACGUGGACCGCAUGGCUGCCAUUUCGAGAUGCAAGAACUAUCUCGAAUCGCUGACGACAAACUACAAGUAUUUCCAGAUCAGCGACAUCUACUACGACCUGGCACACAUCUACGAGCUGACAGGCGACCGUGAAAACCAGGAGAGGUGUCUUACAAAAUGUGUGGAGCUGGCCGACAGCCAGGCAGUUCGCGUGUUUGACGAUAUUUUUUAG
Messenger RNA from Ogataea parapolymorpha DL-1, 2136 nucleotides. RefSeq lists its product as uncharacterized. The record is from RefSeq and is a predicted model, not a curated record. Gene Ontology annotation, molecular function: protein binding. The coding region runs from base 1 to 2136 and encodes 711 amino acids. Lineage: Eukaryota; Fungi; Ascomycota; Pichiomycetes; Pichiales; Pichiaceae. The transcript has a single exon.